GGUCUCUGCCUUCCUCAGCCCAUUCUAGCUCUCUCCUCUCCACCCUGUGGUUGUGAGCGUGGAUUUUUUGGGGGGUGAGCGAUGUGUUGUUCUGUGGGUUUUGCCAGGUCUCUGGGCCUGGCUCUGUUGCCUCUGGCCCUUUGCUGUAUUGUGGCAAACCUGCUGCUGCUGUUUCCCAUGGGAGAAAUCACCUACAUUAAGCAGGACCGCUUGGCCAGCUACAUCUGGUACUUUGGUGGCCUGGGAGGUGGGGGGCUGUUGAUGCUGGUUCCAGCUGUUGCCUUCACCACGCUGGGGAAAUGUAGUUGCUGCUGGAAUGAGAGUUUAAUGAUGUGUGGGUCAGUGUUGGCAGCUGUGGUCGGUCUGGUGGGGUCUGCCUACUGUUUCAUCUUAUCAGGGUAUGCACUCCUGCAGGGCCCCCAGUGCUUCACCUCGUAUGGAUGGUCGUACCCCUUUGCAGACCAAAAGGGGAGGUAUCUUCUGCAGCCAGAAACGUGGACACGGUGCCUUCAGCCGGUUAACAUCGUAGAGUGGAACAUCACUCUGCUGUGUGUCUUACUGGGCCUGGCAGUGCUGGAGUUCAUCAUCUGUCUCCUACAGCUGGGAAAUGGCCUAGUCAACGCUGUCUGCCGGCCCUGCUGCUACAAGCAGGAGUACAGUCUUAAUGCUUAGAUUCACCUGCACAGACAUACCACAGAUGCAUGCAGAUAGAACCAUAGCGUACAUGUACAGUACAUUAAUGGACACAAGCACAAAAGGAAGUCUCCACACAUAACCUCACUGCAACGUGUGUGCGUGUGUGUGUUUGAUUACAGCACCACAUCUCCAGUCAGCCAGGUUAGAUUUGUAAUCAAUGUAUUUUCAAGUUCUGAAAUUAGUCAAAGUCACCAGUGGUGCCAGGAUAUGUCUGCAACAAGCUGUGUAUAUGACUUUUUUUUAUUCCAUAAGUAGGACAUUGUAACUUACUUUGAAAGCAGGCAUAGCAAGCCAACAUGUACAGAUAGCAAGAGAGGAUCAGAGUAUUAGGUUUACUGAAGUAUAGUCUGUCAAACGUGGUGCACAGGCUUGCUCAGUUUCUUCACUGUUAUUUUAUGUUGUAUGCUACACAGCUGUGUUAACAUUUUUACGGCCUGAAGAGAACUAUGUUAAUAACGGAGUAAUCAGUAUCAAAUCAACUGCCUGGUAUUGUUUGAUAAUGUGAACAUUACCUUCUUUGGGGUAUUUCCUUUCCCUGGUUAAUGGUGUUUUUGCAAGAAACAGUGCGUGUUGCCAUGAUUUUAGUCUUUGAAUGUGCCGUCUUGGCUAAAAUGAAGCACAGUGACGUGCCCGUCAUGUCUAGAUUUAUUUUUGUGGUCCCAGGACUUGCAGUGUGUUGGAUCACACGUGUGUGUGUGCGUGUAUGUUUUUACAUCUAUUUUCAUUUUCAGUAUACUUUGUUGUAAAAUUGUUGUCUUAAUGUUUUUUAGAUGCUAGUCCAGUGUUACCAAACAUUAUACAUAUAUACAUAUAUAUAUAUAUACACACACGCAUAUAUAUUUUAGUGGCAUAUUUUUAUAAUGUAUUGUUUGUUUGUGCUUCCUUGAAUAAAGACAAACAAUUUCUGUUUUAUA
This is a messenger RNA of Oreochromis aureus, 1610 nucleotides long. It is a transcript of the gene tm4sf1, whose product is annotated as transmembrane 4 L six family member 18. NCBI's taxonomy places the organism in Eukaryota, Metazoa, Chordata, Actinopteri, Cichliformes, Cichlidae. Gene Ontology annotation, cellular component: membrane. The transcript has 4 exons. The coding region runs from base 82 to 672 and encodes 196 amino acids. The record is from RefSeq and is a predicted model, not a curated record.